AUGAAAAACGCAUAUAUAACAAUGGUAAUUGUGAGUUUGCUCACUUUUGCAAGUUCAAGUAAAUGCUAUAAAAUAUUUAGAGCUAACACUCUAACAAGCAGUCCGUUUGAAUAUGCAAAAUUUGAGUUGCAGAGACUUAGAUGAAAUAAAUAUAAUGAUUUCUGAUACAAUUUAGUGGAAAGAAGCAAUUGAAUUAAAUAAUUAAUUGGGAGAUGAUCUAAAUGGAUUAUUAGAGGUUGAGAAGAUUGUUAAAAAUACAAAACAAUAGCUAUUGCAUUAAUAAUCAUUAAUUGAAAUUGAAAUGCCUGCUAAAUAAGACUUCUAAGCUAAAUUUGAGAUAGAUCUUGCAAAAAUAAUGAAGUUAAUGUAAUAAAUGAAUUAAAAGUAAUCUAAAAAAGAGAAAUUAGAUCUAUUAACUGAAAUUGAUGUUUGCAUUUAAGCAACUAAAUAAAAAAUGUAAUCAAUAUUAUCUCAAUCAUCAAAAGCUACCGAAUAUGAUGUAGAGUAGCUGAUUUCUAAUUUAAAAUAGUUAUUGUAUAUAAAACAAUAAUGUUAAAAUCAAUAACAAGAAAGUUAAUAUCAAAUUGGAAGAAAUAAUAAGCAUUAUAAGCCAUACAGUUAUGAUGAAUAUGAUUUAGAAGAUUAUGAUGAUCCUAUUAAAUAAGUUCUUUAUGAUAGCAGUGAUUAUGAUUAUGAUUACAGUAAUUAUUAUGAUUAUGACAAUUAUGAUUAUGCGAGAUUGUAAAAAAGUAAAUCAAAAAAACAAACUAAUUAAAGAGUGAGAAAAGAUUCCAAAUCAUAUAAAUAAUAAAAAUAGCCUAAGAUAAAAAGGUAAAUUAAAAAGAAAAGAGAAUAAGUAUUUGAUUAGCCUGAAAUUUAAGUACAAUAAUCAAGAGAUAGUGAUCAAUAAUAGUAUGAUUAAGAUUUUUAAUAAUCAAAUUAAAAAUAUCAAGAUCAAUCUUAUUAAUUUAAUGAAGAACAAGAUGAUAAUACUUAGAUUUAAUUAGAGGAGGAAGAUUAAACUUAAGACUCUAAUGAUUAUUAUGUAGCAACUGAUUCAAAACCUUAUGAUGCUCUUGAUCCUGAGAAUUAAUAUAAUAUUAUAUAGGAUUAACAUAUUUUAAAUGAUUAAGAAAUUUAAAAUUAGGAUUAAAGUAAUGAUCAAGAUGAAUUAAAUAGUGAUGGUGAUGAUUAAACUUAAAGUGAGAAUAAUUACCAAGAUUAAGAUGAUUUAGAUUUUUAAGAUAAUUUAAAUGAUGUCUAAGAAGAAUAACAAUACAUUUAAUAGACUGAUUAAGAUUAUUAUGAGGAAGAAACUAUUCAACCAAUCUAGAAUUUAAAAUAAUAAAGGUUUAUUAACUUGAAUAAUGAUGAUUAUGAUUAUUAAUAGGAUGUUGAUUAUCAAAUUGAACAGGAAAGUAGAUCAAAAGAUACAGGAACUAAAUAAGAAUCUUAAUCUUCAACUUUAGAUGAAUAGGAUAACAUCGAUAAUGUAAAAGAAAAUGAUGAAUAAACUAAUUAAGUGAUAACUGAUGAAGUUAAGUUAGUGGACCCUGAAUAAUCAGAGUAUCAAAAUAUUUAAAAUGGUUAAAAUGAAUUAAAAUAAUCUUAAAAUUAAAGUGAUCAACAAGUUCAAACAAAAUAAUCUUAAAAUUAAAAAGAGGAACAAGUUUAAAAUUUAUAAAGUGAUUAAUAAUAAAAGAUAAAGGAAGAAUAGAAUAAAUCAAAAGCAUUAUUAAAUCAUAUGUAAGAUGGAUAAAUAGAAACUCAUGAAGAUUUUAAAGCAAUACCAGACUCAGUAAAGUAAUCUACUUAAAUUAAGGCAUAAGCAGAAGAAUCUAAUUUAAAUGAUUAAAAAUAACAAUCAUAAUCCUAAGAAUUAAAAUAAUAGCCAGUAUAGGAGAUAUCACAAUAAUAAUAAUAGCCAAAUUAGUAAUAAUCAUAAUAAUAACCAGUAUAGUAAAAAUCAUAAGAAUAGCCUAUUAAUAAUAUUGAACAACAAUAAUAAAAUAAUCAGUAAACUUCUGCAUAAAACAUAUCUUAACCUUAAACUUAAGUUAUUAAUAAUUAAUAGCCUUAGAUUACAUAAUAAUAAAUUCCAGAAUCAACUAAUUAAUAGCCUUAGGCUUAAUAAAUUCCACAAUCAACAUAGUCUUAAGCUUAAUAAUAAUCAAUUCCAGAAUCAACUAAUUAAUAAGCUGAAUAAUAAUAAAUAUAAUAGGUUAAUUAAUAGGCCUAAUAAUAAGUUUAAGAAGAUAAUCCUUAAUAGAAGUAAUAGUAAUAAGGAGAAUAGCAACAAGUGUCAUAGUAAACUUCAGAUCAAAAUUAAACUGAAAAAAAAUCAUCAUUAUAAGAAUAAAUUGAAUAAUAAUAACAAUAAUAAUAAUAACAAUAAUAAUAAUAACAAUAAUAAUAAUAACAAUAAUAAUAAUAAUAAUAAUAAUAAUAAUAAUAAUAAUAAUAAUAAUAAUAAUAAUAAUAAUAAUAAUAAUAACAAUAAUAAUAAUAAUAAUAAUAAUAAUAAUAAUAAUAAGAAUAAUAAGAAUAAUUACCUCUAUAGUAAGAAUAAGAUCAGUAGAAAGAAUAAUAAUAAAAUUAAUAAGCAAGUCCAUAAGAAUCUUCAGAAUAAUAGUAAGAUAAUAAUUAAUAAAAAAAUGUACUUGACACAAAUAAUGAACCUGAAAAUUAAAAGUAGGAUGAAACUUCCUAAAAUUCCCCUAUAGGUAUUGAUACAAGUGAACUUGAUCAUCAAAAAUAGGUUGAAUAAAAGCCAUUAUUACCUACUGAAUUAAUAAGAGAUAACUAAGCUUAAGUGCCAACAAAAGGACUUGAUGAAAAUCCUGAUUAAUUAAUAGACCCAGUAAAAUUUAUUCCAUUCAAACAUAAACCACUACAAAGUACUGCAAAUAUUUUAGUGAGAUAAUCAAAAUUUUAUGAUUCAACAGUUGAAGGGAAAGAAUCCUAUGAGAUUCAGUUUUCGAAUAAGGAAUUGUAAGACUCAGAAGAGUAUGGAUAUGGAUAUUGGUUAAAAUAUUAGAGCAAUCUUGAGUACAAGAUGCAGAAAAACUAAUACCAUUUUUUGUCUAGAUUAACAUCUUUGAAAGAUUUUUUGGAUUUUCAGAAUUAUGGAGAUAGAACAUUAGCUAAUUUUUUGUUUGACAAUACAUUUGUAUUUGCCACAUAUGAUUAUGUAGGAAGAGAAAAGAAUAAGGUGGGAUAGAUAAGUUUGAAUUAAAAUAUAGAUGGUAGAUGGUAUUUUGUGUCAUUCUCGUAUAGUAGUCGUAAAUAGAAGUCAGUAGGAUUUGUUUUAUAGUAUGGUAAAGGUAGAGAGUUUUAAAGAGUUGAGAUUCCAUGUACACAUGCACCUCCGUUUUAUAUGUCAAUGAUAGUAGGAGGGAAGCAUUUACAUUAUCCAGGAUUACAAGGCUAAUUUGCUAAUAUUUUUUAUGAUAUAGAAGCACCUGCAUUAAUUGAUAAUGAAUAAGAAUUAUUCAAUUUAGUAGAGACAAUGUCUUUUAUGCCAUAAGGAUUAAAGACAUAUCAUGAGGAAAUGAUAGUUGGACCACCAGUAGAUAUGGAUGGAAAUACAAAUUGCAAUUAUGAAAAAGGAUUUAAAGAUUCAUUUAUUUAUGAACAUUAUGCAAUCGCAGGUUGGUUUAGAUGGGUUGACAAUUUAGAUGUGAGAGAGUUGAAUUCAUUUUAAAUUAUGAAUUUAAGAUCUAAUAAAUAGAGAGUAAAAGAAAAGAGAGAAUUAGGAGAUAGAGCUUUGGAAAUUCAUUUUAUUAGAGGAUUGUCAAAUGUAGGAUUGAAUUUUCAUACUUAUUCUGUUGUUGGAAAUGAAGGUAAAGGAAGUGAAAUGAUUAUAAAAUCAGUUCCAUAUUCAACAAAUGUAUGGACAUAUGUUUACUUUGGAUUUAAUUAAGAAGAGAAAAAAGCAUAAGGAAUUAUGAUUAGAGUAGGAGUAAAUGAAGAAGUAUUUUUUGAAGGACUUGAACACAAAAAUACUAAUUCAUUAUAUUUUACUUUAGGGGGAGAUUAGACUGUAGCUUCAUUUAAUGGUAAAGUAUCAUAGGUUGGAGUUUAUUUGGGACCUGAGAGUUAUGCCAAAUCUAAAAAAUUAGAUUAUAAUUUUGGAUAUGGAGAAGGAGCUGUAAGAUUAUUUUAGUUGGUUAAACCAUUAAUUUUGAGAGGUUAAAAAGAUUAAUAUGAGAUAUCAUUUGAUUAAAAAGAAUCAUUAAUUAAUUAGAUUUUAAUUUAAGAUGAUAGCAAUAUUAGAAUUAAUGGAUUAAGUGAGUAUUCGAUAGGAUUAUGGACAUGUUGGUUAAGCAGUUUACCUAAGUUUAUUGGAACUAGAAGUGAUCUUCAUUAGAUUGUCAGAAUGGGAACUUAGAGUAAAUUGUUGGAAUUAAAAGAUAAUAAGUUAAUCUAAAGUGUUAAUGGAUAAAUUAAUUCUGAUAUCAAAGACACGACACUUUAAAUUAGAUUGGCCAAAUAAGAGUACGAAUUCUCUACUUAUAAUCUUGUUUCAAAUGAUAUUAAAAAGGGUGUGAUUCCUUUAGACUCUUAAUUAGAAGGAUCCUGGAAUUACAUAUCCUUAUCAUAUAAAAGAAUGAACAAUAAUAUGGGUUUGGCUAAAGGAUAUGUUUAAUUUGGUAUUGGAGGAUAAGUUAAAGAAUGUUCUAUUGAAGUCUUACAUGAUUACAUUUUAGAAUAUGUUGAGUUGAAUGUUGGAAAAUCAAAUAUUCCUUAAUUUAAUGGUAAACUUGCUCAUGUUUAGAUGAGAUUGGGAAAUGGAGCAUUUAUUGUUGAUCUUGCAUAAUAUUAGUCCUUUUAAUUGUUGGAAAAACCUCUCUAAGGAAUUGUAUCAGCUGUUCGUAAGAGUGUUUAAUUACUUGGGUAAGAAACUGAUAUGAUUAAAGUAUAAGAAAAUCAAAAUGUAUUUGAGUAUUCAGAAUAUGCUGGUGUAAAUGAAUAUUCAUUAUCUGGAUGGUUAAAAUGGGGAGGAGAUUAGAAAUAAGGAGGAUUGUUUAGUGUAUUAAUGAUGGUUUAGAAGAAGUAAUAAGAUAUUAAACAAGGAUAGAGUGAUAGUCAAUUGUAUGUUUAAAGAACAGAUAAGGAUUUCAUCUUUGGAACAUAUAAUUGUAAUGGAGAAGACUGUUCAUAAUCUUAAGAGAAGAAUAUAGAAUUUAAUGAGUAUUAUAAUCAAUGGACAUUUAUUUAUAUAGGUUAUACUUAGAAAUAGAAAAAGUUAUUUGGAUUAUGCAAGUUCACUUUUAAUUAAUAAUAGUAGACAUUUUAAGAGAUAAAUAGAAUAUUGUUGUCAACAUUUAGUGUAUUUUUAGGAAAGAGGUAUCAAUUGGCAAACCAAUGGUUGGGUUAGAUGAAAUAAUGGGUAUUGAAUGUAGGAGAUGGAUCAUAUUUAGAAAGUGGAUAUGAAUAAAGUGAAACAGUGGAAUUAAACUUUGGAUUUAACAGUGGAACAGAUCAUUUGAAAUUAUAGACAGCAAACCAAGAAAUAGAUCAUAGUGAUAAAGUAAUAGAUUCAUAAGCAGAUAAAUAAAAUAUUCCAUGGAUGAUUGAAUUGAAUGAGCAAUCAAAUGUUAAAAUAGAAGGAGUGAGUUCAUAUGGUUAUGGAAUGUGGAUAAGAUUCAGAUUUUAUGGAUCCAGUAUUUUAUACAGUUAACCUAAAUGGAUGGGAUUGAGUAGAUUGACAACAAAUAGAGAAUAUAGAGAUGCAGAUGCAGUUGGUGAUAGAGUUUUGAUGAUUCUAUUUGGUAAAGGAGAAGAUGAAAAGUCACAAGGCAUUUUUUAAUUUUCAACUUAUACAAUUGGAUAACCAAAUAUAUUCAGUAAUCUCUAAUAUUAAAUGGAAUAUGAAUCUGAAUGGGUGUAUAUCUAUUACAGUUACAAACGCAUCUCUCAAACUCAAGGUGUGGCUAUGGGAUAUACUGGAAGAAUGGAUAUUGUAGAUGAAUUAAAAAUAGAUGCUUUACACAAUCCUAUUAACAAUUAUGCUCAACUUACUAUUGGCCACAGUGGCAAAUAUUAUCCAAACUUUAAUGGAUAGUUGACAGGUAUCAAAUUUAGAUUAGGUAUGGGUGCAUAUAUUGACACUAAGAAUGACAUUUUAUAAAGAAUGAAGAACACAGAUUUAAUGCCUUCUCUACCUUAUGAUGUUUCUCAUAAAUAUACAAUUAUUGAUGGAAAAAUUGACAAUUACAAAGUUAUUCCGAAUAAUCCAUAAAUGAUUGAUUUUCCAGCUAAUGAAUAUUCUUUGGCUUUGUGGUACAAACAAUUCCAAAAAAUUAAUGACAACAAAGAAACUGUUGUUCGAGUUACUUAAAACCCUAUUGGUAAAGUAUCCGAUUCCUCUUGGAUUGGUGACAGAACUCUUGCUUUCUUCAAAAUUAAUAAAGACAAUAUGGAAUUCUCUACAUAUACCAUUUUAAAAGGUAUGAACUUUGGUAUCCCAUACAAUUGCUAAAUACCAGAACUUAGUCAACAUAAUUGGUCAUUCAUUUAUAUGGGAUAUAGCAAAACCAAAUCUAAGUUUUAUUAUUAUCUAUCUGUUGAUGAAUAUAUCUGUAAAAGUGAAGAAAUCAUAUUACAUGCUAUUAGUGAUAGACUCUGGAUCUAUGUUGGUAGUGAUAACAUUUAACAAAGAUUUGAAGGUAAUCUAGCUUAAAUUGCACUUACUAUUGGCCCAGGAUCUUAUACUAAUAAUAAAAUACCAUUUUUAGCUGAAUAUCUUGUUGCUGAUAAACUAUUUCCUAAGUAAAAGAAAAUUUCCUGGGAAAAAAAUGAAUAAAUAUACUUAACCUCAGAUGGUGAUGAAACAAUUAGUUCUCUCAAAGUUGAAUUAUUUAAUGGAUUCUAAUAUCCAUUUGAUUAGAUGACAGAGUAUGCAUAUGGUAUGUGGACUCGUUAUCUCACUACUAUUCCAACAAGAUAACUUUCAAAACCAGCUUUAAUGUAAUUAGCAAGGUUGUCAACAAAUAAAAUAACGACAGAUGGUGAAAUAAAAACAGGAGACCGUGUUUUAGCUUCACAUAUUGUUUUUAAUUAUUAUUAAUUAUCUACAUAUGAUCUCAACACUGAUACUGGAAUACAACAAAAGUUUAUGAAGUAUAAUCAAUUAGAGGGUAUUUGGAGAUAUAUUUAUAUGGGUUACAGUAAAGAUAUAGAGACAGUUUCAUGUUAUACAUUUGAUACAACAAUAAACGAAAUGAAAAUAGACAAGAUUUUACAUAAACCAUUAACUGAUUAUUUAUUGUUUAGAAUAGGAAAGGAAGAUUCCAUUUUAGGAUUUUAGGGAAGCAUAACAAAAAUAAUGUUAUCACUAGGCCCAGGAUCGUAUAUAAAACAAUAGGAUUAAUUUAAAUCACAAAUAGAAACAACUUUUUCAUUGCCAUUUUAAUUGACCUAAGAAUACACAGAUAAAGAAAAGCAUGGUAAAUUUGAGAUCAUAGAAAAUGUAAAUUAGAUUGAUAUAACUAAUGGGAUUUAAUUUGAAGGGAAUAGAUGGAGUGGUAUUAGUGAAUAUGCUUUUAGUGGAUGGAUUAAGCCAACAGGAGCAGGAAUAACUGAUUGUUAAUUAUUAUUAAGAUUGACUAAUAAUAAUGCUGAAAUUUUGAAUGAUAGAAAAUCAUAAGGAGAUAGAACUUUACAUAUAACUAUUUGUAAUACACAAUUAAUUAAGUAUUCGACUUACACACUUGUCGAUUUGAAGGAUGCAAAUGAACCAAAAUUUCUUGAUGGCCAAUUAGAGUUGAAUGAUUACAAUUAUGCUUGGAAUUAUAUAUAUAUGGGUUACAAUUAGAGAACUAGAGAGGUUCAUUGUUUAUUGCAUACAUUGAUUGAAGAUAAACCAAUAACUUGGGAAUAGGUUUAGCAUUAUGUACCAAAUUAUUUAGGGUUGUACAUUGGAUAAGAUAAGUUUACAAAUAAAUUUAUAGGUUAAAUGAACAAAUGGACAGCGGCAUAUGGAUUAGGAGGAUUUGUUAGUUUAAAGAAAAAUGGAUAUUAACAAUUACUUCCUUAUUAUGGUUUGGUUUAAGCAAAUAAACAAUUUUAAUGGAAUUCAAAUAAGGAUACUGUUUUAUAGACUCCAGAAUUUAUAGUUUAAGAAUUUACUAAUGAAAUAGAUUCAAUAACUGAAUAUGCUGUAGGUAUAUGGACAAGAUGGUUAACAGAUUUUCCAGAUCAUUUAGUAGAGAGAAAGGAUUCACAUUCUAUAUUUAGAUUGACAGCUAAAAGAGAACAUUAAGAUAAAUCUUAAAUUCAAGAUAGAGUGUUAAGUGUAUUUUUAUAAAAGGGAUCAUAUGAUUUUAGUAGUUAUGAUAUUGCUACUAAUAAUUUUGCUGCAAACAGUUUGGCUGCAUAUGAUUAAAUAGAAGGAUCAUGGAAUUUCAUAUAUAUGGGAUAUAAAGAUGGAUAAACAGUUGGUAUAAUAAUAAUAAGAGAUACAGCAAAAGCAUUAAAAGUGGAGUUAGCAACAAAACACAUACCAUUAGUAGGGUAUGCUAAAUUUUUGGUAGGUGUUUCUGAAUUUGGACAUGGUUAAUUUCAUGGUUGGCUUUAUGAUCCUCGUUUAUAUUUAGGAUAAGGUAGUUUUAUUAAUGAAAGUCAGAAAGUAGUAGAUUUACUCUAGAAAAUUCAUCGUAAACUUCCAUUACCUGCAGUUGAUUUAGCUGAUUUUAAAUGGGCUAUACCUUAAAUGGAUACAACUGAAAAUAUUAAGACUGGUUUUAUAGAUUAUAAAUUUAUGGAUAAAUAAGAAUCUGUUGAAUAUUCAUAUGGAAUGUGGAUUUAAUAAUCUCCAUUAUUACCAGGUAUGGCAACCAUUCCUAGAUUGAUAGCUAGACUAUCAACAAAUCAUCCUCAAUUUAUGAAAGAUUAGUAAUUAGGUGAUAGAACAUUACUUGUUAGCAUGUUAAAUGAUAAAUUAAGUUAUAACACAUAUAAAUUACUUGACACUCCAUAAUUUGAAUCAAAAUUGGAAGAAAUCUAAGUUGAACAAUUGUAAUGGACAUAUGUAUUUUUCUAAUAUAAGAAAGGAAAUGCUUUGGCUUAUGCUUUAUAAGUUAAAUAAGCUUAAUAAAAAAAAAUAGAAGCCCUUCAUGUAAUACCAAAUGUGUUCUAUUUUUAUAUUAUUAAAGAUUAAAACUUUGCAGAAUUUUAUGUAUAUUCGUUAUUGAUAAUUUUAGGGUAAAGUUAGUGAUGUGAAAGUCUACUUUGGUUCAAGCAGUUAUUUCGAUGAUCCAUAAGUUACUAUAGAGAAAUGGCCUUUUGAUAAGAAAUACUUAUAGCCUGUCUCUGAACCACCCAUUAAUAAUCAAUAAAUUACCUCAGCAAAAAUAUCUAGAAACAUGGAUAUCAAAAAUGAAAAAUAUAUUGGGGAUUUUUGA
This is a messenger RNA of Paramecium sonneborni, 9407 nucleotides long. The record is from the annotation of a GenBank genome assembly. NCBI's taxonomy places the organism in Eukaryota, Ciliophora, Oligohymenophorea, Peniculida, Parameciidae.